Molecule: messenger RNA, 303 nt
Organism: Camellia sinensis
Lineage: Eukaryota; Viridiplantae; Streptophyta; Magnoliopsida; Ericales; Theaceae
Source: RefSeq, a predicted model, not a curated record
AUGGUUAACCUAACCCUCCGUGUCCUCUCUCGCCCGGAGUUCUCUCAACUCCCUCGAAUCUUCCAAACCCUAGGCCUCGAAUACGACGAUAAAGUCCUUCCUUCGAUCGGCAACGAAGUCCUCAAGGCCGUUGUCGUUCAAUUCAACGCCGAUCAGCUCCUCACCGAGUGUCCCAGCGUCUCUGCAUUGGUUCGCCAGGGCUUGGUUCGUCGUGCUAAGGAUUUCAACUUCGUUCUCGAUGACGUUGUGAUCAUGCACUUAUUGUAUGGGGCUGAGUUCUCCAAGGCCGUGGAGCAGAAGUAG